Molecule: messenger RNA, 1317 nt
Organism: Cuscuta europaea
Lineage: Eukaryota; Viridiplantae; Streptophyta; Magnoliopsida; Solanales; Convolvulaceae
Source: the annotation of a GenBank genome assembly
CGGAUCUUCCAUUCAUAUUUUAGUCUCCCAAGAACGGUUUUUAAAACUUUUUGACCCACAAAUUUGGAGUCUUGUACUUUCAUCUAAUUUGCAGGGUUCAAAAAGCAAUCGAUCAGUCAAGAUUAAGGGAGUUUUACUAGUUUUCGUUGGCGUUGUUAUCUUUAUUUAUCGUAUUAGCAAUCAAAAUAUGGUUGAAAGAAAAAAUCUCUAUUUAAAAAGACUUUUUCCUAUACGGAUGAAUUGCAUUGAAUCCAUAACUGAUCAAGAUAGUGGUUAUUCUACUCUAAAUCGAUUGAGUAUUUUACUCCUUUCUUUUCCAAAAGGCAAAAAUCCAAUUGAUAUUGAUUUACUGAAUCCAAACUAUAAUACUCGGGUUUUGCCAAUAAAAAAACCCUAACAUGCCUCAAUCAAAGUUAGAUUCGACGCAGGGGAAAAACUUUAUUAGAGAAAUUAUUAGAUGAACUAGAACGGAAUUUAGAGAAAUUCCAAUGAAACUUCUUGGUUUAAAUCUGGUAUUCUUAAAAGAGAAAAAAUCGCUGGAGUUUCCUUAUGAUUCCACAAGAUCUAGUUCCUUACAAGUAAAAGAUUCCGGCCAACCGAAAGGAUCCUUGGAUAUAUUUUUUUUUGGAUUCCAUUAGAAAUGAGGAUUCCGAAUAUUCCAAAUUAAUGAAUAAAAGAAAAUUUAAACAACGAAAACAAAGAUCAACUUCUUGGGAUCCUUCCUUUCUUAAAACGGAACAAAAAGAGAUCAAAGGCCGUAAACCCACGCUAAGCCUUCCGUUUCCAAAAGAAAGGGAACAACUUCGGGGCAAUGCCCCGAGGUCCCUUUAUUCAUUUUACUCUGAUAGAUGGUCAGAACUUUAUAUGGGAUCAACUCCUAUUGCUAAGUCCAAUAUGGAUCCGAAAUUUAGGAAUAAAUCUCUUUCUUUUGUCCGGCAAGCGGAAAAGAAAGAAAUAGUUAAUCUAUUUAGAAUACUUACGUAUUUAAAAAGGACUGUUUUAAUUAAGUCUAUUUCUUUGGAUCCCGAAAUAGAAAAUUCGAAGAAUACUGGAUUUCUUAAAAAAACUCCAUUAUUUUCUUUUGUUAACCGAUUCCUUGAAAGUAAACAAGGAAGCUAUGUGCUACAACAUAAUUGGAAAUCAGAAAAAAAAUUACAACAAAGUCCAGGUUUAUUUAUUCUGACAAUUAGCGAGCCUGAUCCAGUCUAUAAUAAGGGAUUUACUUUUUUUGUUAAUAUAGAUUCAUAUGAAUUGCAUAAAAUCAAAUUAUUGAAUCAAAUAUUCAAUACUAGGAUUGAAUAAAAAAAUCAAUCUUUG